AUGGGUGAUGAAAAGGACUCUUGGAAGGUGAAAACUUUAGAUGAAAUUCUUCAGGAAAAGAAACGACGGAAGGAACAAGAGGAGAAAGCAGAGAUAAAACGCUUAAAAAACUCUGAUGACCGGGAUUCCAAGCGGGAUUCCCUUGAGGAGGGGGAGCUGAGGGACCACCGCAUGGAGAUAACGAUCAGGAACUCGCCAUACAGAAGAGAGGACUCCAUGGAAGACAGAGGAGAGGAAGAUGAUUCUUUGGCUAUCAAACCACCCCAGCAAAUGUCUCGGAAAGAAAAGGCUCAUCACAGGAAAGAUGAAAAGAGGAAAGAGAAACGUAGGCAUCGUAGCCAUUCAGCAGAAGGGGGGAAGCAUGCUAGGGCAAAGGAAAAAGAGAGAGAACACGAGCGCCGGAAGCGACACCGGGAGGAGCAAGACAAGGCUCGCAGAGAGUGGGAGAGGCAGAAGAGAAGGGAGAUGGCCCGGGAGCAUUCCAGGAGGGAGAGGGACCGCCUUGAGCAGCUGGAGAGGAAGCGGGAGCGAGAACGAAAGAUGCGGGAACAGCAAAAGGAACAGCGGGAACAGAAGGAACGGGAGCGGCGCGCCGAGGAGCGGCGCAAGGAGCGCGAGGCCCGAAGGGAAGUGUCUGCACAUCACCGGACCAUGAGGGAGGACUAUGGCGACAAAGUGAAAGCGAGCCACUGGAGUCGCAGUCCGCUGCGGCCGCCGCGAGAGCGGUUUGAGCUGACAGACGGCCGGAAACCAGGUGAGGGCCCGCGGCGCCUGCCUGGGGGCCAGCUGAAAGAAGAGAAGGUGGAAGAGAGAGACCUGCUGUCCGACCUGCAAGACGUCAGCGACAGCGAGCGCAAAACCAGCUCAGCCGAGUCCUCGUCAGCGGAAUCAGGGUCGGGCUCGGAGGAGGAGGAAGAGGAGGAGGAGGAGGAGGAGGAGGAGGAGGAAGAGGAGGGCAGCAGCAGUGAAGAAUCGGAGGAGGAGGAGGAGGAGGAGGAAGAGGAGACAGGGAGCAACUCCGAGGACGCGUCUGGACAGUCGGCUGAGGAAGUGAGCGAAGACGAAAUGAGUGAGGAUGGGGAGCGCGAGAAUGAGAACCACGUCCUCGUUGUUCCAGAGUCCCGAUUUGACCGAGACUCCGGAGACAGUGAGGAAGGGGAGGAAGAAGCUGGUGAGGGCACUCCACAGAGCAGCGCCUUGACCGAAGGGGACUUCGUGCCCGACUCUCCCGCCUUGUCACCCAUUGAACUCAAACAGGAGCUGCCCAAGUACCUCCCUGCCCUGCAGGGUUGUCGGAGCGUGGAGGAGUUCCAGUGCCUCAACAGGAUUGAAGAAGGCACGUAUGGGGUGGUGUACAGAGCAAAGGACAAGAAAACAGAUGAAAUUGUGGCUCUGAAGCGGCUAAAGAUGGAGAAGGAGAAGGAGGGCUUUCCAAUCACCUCCCUGAGGGAGAUCAACACCAUCCUCAAGGCACAGCACCCCAACAUUGUCACCGUUAGGGAGAUCGUCGUGGGCAGCAACAUGGACAAGAUCUACAUCGUGAUGAACUACGUGGAGCAUGACCUCAAGAGUCUGAUGGAGACCAUGAAGCAGCCUUUCUUGCCAGGGGAGGUGAAGACCCUGAUGAUCCAGUUGCUACGCGGCGUCAAACAUCUGCACGACAACUGGAUCUUGCACCGAGACCUCAAGACGUCCAACCUGCUGCUCAGCCACGCCGGCAUCCUCAAGGUGGGGGACUUCGGGCUGGCGAGGGAGUACGGGUCCCCCCUGAAGGCCUACACCCCAGUCGUCGUGACCCUGUGGUACCGCGCCCCGGAGCUGCUGCUCGGCGCCAAGGAGUACUCCACGGCUGUGGACAUGUGGUCGGUGGGCUGCAUCUUCGGGGAGCUGCUGACCCAGAAGCCGCUGUUCCCCGGGAAGUCGGAGAUCGACCAGAUCAACAAAGUGUUUAAGGACCUAGGGACCCCCAGUGAGAAAAUCUGGCCUGGCUACAAUGACCUCCCUGCGGUCAAGAAGAUGACCUUCACUGAGUACCCCUAUAAUAAUCUCCGCAAACGCUUCGGGGCCCUGCUCUCAGACCAGGGCUUUGACCUCAUGAACAAGUUCCUGACCUACUUCCCCGGGCGGAGGGUCAGUGCGGAGGACGGCCUGAAGCACGAGUAUUUCCGAGAGACCCCCCUCCCCAUUGACCCCUCGAUGUUCCCCACGUGGCCCGCCAAGAGUGAGCAGCAGAGGGUGAAGCGCGGCACGAGUCCACGGCCCCCCGAGGGCGGCCUGGGCUAUAGCCAGCUGGGCGACGACGACCUGAAGGAGACAGGCUUCCACCUCACCACCACAAACCAGGGGGCCUCGGCCGCGGGGCCCGGCUUCAGCCUCAAGUUCUGA
Molecule: messenger RNA, 2385 nt
Organism: Puma concolor (puma)
Lineage: Eukaryota; Metazoa; Chordata; Mammalia; Carnivora; Felidae
Source: RefSeq, a predicted model, not a curated record